Molecule: messenger RNA, 1149 nt
Organism: Prinia subflava (tawny-flanked prinia)
Lineage: Eukaryota; Metazoa; Chordata; Aves; Passeriformes; Cisticolidae
Product: probable G-protein coupled receptor No9
Exons: 4
Coding region: 1-1149 (382 amino acids)
Biological process (GO): chemical synaptic transmission; G protein-coupled receptor signaling pathway, coupled to cyclic nucleotide second messenger
Cellular component (GO): plasma membrane; dendrite
Molecular function (GO): G protein-coupled serotonin receptor activity; neurotransmitter receptor activity
Source: RefSeq, a predicted model, not a curated record
AUGGCACAGGCACAGCAGGAUUUUAGCGGCGGGAAGAUGCUGAUGGACAGGAAUGAAACCUGGCUCUCUAAUUUCUCCUCUGCUGCCUCCUCCUCCUCCUCUGCAAGGGGAGGAGUGGGGCUGCAGGAGGUGCUCAUCGGGCUUGUCCUCACCCUCAUCGACGUGGUCACCCUCCUGGGAAACACCAUCGUGUUCCUCUGCCCCGUGGUGGAGAGGAGGCUGCGCACCGUCACCUACAUGUUCAUCAUGUCCCUGGCCAUGGCAGACUUGCUGGUGGCCUGCCUGGUGAUGCCCUUCAGCAUCAUUUACGAGGUGACGGGGAUGUGGCUGUUUGGGAAGCUGUUCUGCAAAGUCUGGAUCUCCUUCGAUGUCAUGUUCUGCACUGCCUCCAUUGUCACGCUGUGCUUCAUCAGCCUGGACAGGUACUGCUCCGUGGUCACCCCCUACCACUACUCCAGAAGGAUGUCCCGUGGCAGAUGCAUCGUGAUGACCUGCACGGUCUGGGUAUAUUCCUCCCUCAUUUCCUUCCUUCCUGUCAUGCAAGGCUGGAAUGAGAUCCCCGGGGUGGACUUUGAUGCGGGCAGAGAAUGCAUCUUUGUCACCAACUGGGUUUUUGCCAUCGUGGCUUCCGCCCUGGCCUUCUUCCUUCCCUUCAUGGUCAUGUGCAGCAUGUAUUUCUUCAUCUACCGCGCCUCCCGCCUCAAGGCCACCCGCAUCAUGUCCCAGACGCUGGAGAUCCACUACCACCCCAACAGCAAGAGGCAGAACCACCUGCAGCUGGAGAACAAGGCCACGAGGACCAUCAGCAUCAUCAUCUCCGUGUUCGUGCUGUGCUGGCUGCCCUACUUCGUGCUGAACGUCUGGCUGGCGGCCAGAGGCACCGACUCCACCAGCACGGUGCUGCUGGGCACCUUCAAGAUCAUCACCUGGCUGGGGUACUGCAACUCCACCAUCAACCCCCUGCUCUACGCCUUCCUCAACAGGGACUUCCAGCACGCCCUCAAGAAGCUGCUGGUCUGCAGGCGCAGGUCUCAGGUGGACGCUGGGGAAGACAUGGUUUCCAUAGCCACGUUUGCCAAGACUGCUCCGGACCUGGAGUACAGCGUGACGGCGCCCAACGGUGCCCCCAAGGGCAAACCCAAGUCCUAG